AAACUUCAAAGCUGAGCAAAGUCAAAGAGAGAAGCACAAGAGAAGCUGCUCUUAUCUACCUACUGCCACUGGUGUAGAUCUGUUGUCCUUUGCAAGCGGUGAAGGCCAUUUUAAGGAGUUUUUGCUUGCUGGGUCACUGUAGUCCAGGAUUUCAAAGGGAAAGGGAUAUUUUUAUCUGAAGACAAGGAAGCUGCGGAUGUCCUAUAGGAUCCAUAGUGGCUGCGCAUGCAUCAAUUCUCCCCCAAACAUUAGGGGGGUCUACAGCUGCAAAUGUCCUGGAGCAGCAUCUGCUCAGUGCUGCAUGGUUUGACCUGGUAAUUCUUAACAGAGAGUAAUCCGGUACACCUGGUUUUUCCACACCAUCUCUCACAGAUCACUACUUGUAAUUGAAAGCGGGCGGCGACAAGGAUAGAGGCCCAAGAUGGCUUCAAAAGCAGAACGCGAUGCAAUCAAGGUUGCAAAAGUGCUGAUGGUGGGAGCAGGGGGCAUAGGGUGCGAGCUGCUGAAAACUCUGGUCAUGUCAGGAUUCCAAGAUAUCGAGCUGAUCGAUAUGGACACAAUUGAGGUUAGCAACCUGAACAGGCAGUUCCUGUUUCGGAAGAAGCACGUGGGCCAAUCAAAAGCGCAGGUGGCGCGAGAAGCAGUCCUGAAGUUCCGCCCUGAUGCAAAGAUUGUGGCGCACCAUGCAAAUGUCAAGGACCCCCAGUUCGACAUCGACUUCAUCAAGCGCUUCACUGUCGUUUUGAACGGGCUGGACAACGUCGAGGCGCGGCGCCAUGUGAAUAGGCUCUGCCUGGCAGCAGGGGUGCCUCUUGUUGAGAGCGGCACCACUGGUUACGUUGGCCAGGCGGACGUUCACAUCAAGGGCCGGUUCACCUGCUUCGAGUGCUACCCCCCGCCCCCUCCCAAGUCCUUCCCAACUUGCACCAUCACAAACACUCCUAGUCAGCCGGUGCAUUGCAUCGUGUGGGCUAAGGAGCUGCCGUUCGCGAAGUUAUUCGGGGAGGCCGGGUUAGCCAACGAUUUGGACAUGCGCUCCGACGACCAGGCAGAGGAGCCGUUAGAAGAGGACACCAACUGGCACCGUGUCAAAGAGAACGAGACGCCGACGGCAUACGCAUGCAGGGUGUUCGACAAAGUGUUUGGCCACAACGUUGCCAAGACCCUGGAGAUGGACGACUUGUGGAAGAACCGGCAGCGACCAAAACCCCUGUACAUAGACGAGGUUCUGCCCGAGACGUCCGAGCCGCCCGCGAAACGGCCGCGCACAGAGGGUGCAAACGCCGGCGACGAGGAGAGAAGCGUGUCUGCCGCGAGCAAUCUGGGGUUGCGGGAUACCAACCAGGUGUGGAGCCUGCAAGAGAAUGCGCGCGUGUUCCUCGAGUCCGUGCGGCUGUUCUUGGAGGAGCGGGCGUCCGAGAUCGGAAGCCUGCGCUUCGACAAGGACGAUACCCUCGCCGUCGAGUUUGUGACGUCAGCUUCCAACCUGCGGGACAUCUCGUUUGGAAUCCAAACGCAGAGCCUUUUUGCGGCCAAGGGCAUCGCGGGCAACAUCGUGCACGCCAUUGCCACCACAAACGCGAUCGUUGCGGGGAUGAUCGUUAUCGAGGCAACCAAGAUCGUCACGGGCCAGAUGGACAAACUCAAGACCCACUGGUGUGAACAGUUCCUUCGGCGGAAGAUGCUGUUGUGGAGCAUCGACCCGAACCCCCCCAACCCCAAGUGCUACGUCUGCUCGGACACUCCGCUUUUUCUGGAGGUCGACACCAACAAGGCGACCCUGGGGGAGGUGCUGCAGAAGAUUGUGAAGAAGAAGCUGGCGGUUGUGUCGCCUAUGGUCCUCUUCGGCAACUCAAUCCUUUAUGAGACGGGGGACGACCUCGAUGAGGACGAGCAGCGAAGCUACGCGGCAAACGCGGCCAAGGUCUUGUCACAGUUCCCGACGCCGAUCGGACAUAACUCUCUUGUCAGCAUUGACGACAGCCAGCAGGACUUUCGGUGUACGCUCCACAUCGUGCACAGGGACGUGUUCGACGAGGAGAAGGAGCCGGACAUGAUGGUGCUGCGGGGCGAGAUUCCUGCCGUUAAAGCCGGCGAGGGGACGGCCAAUGGCACAGAGGCGGCAGAGGAUGACGACGAUGACCUCACAAUUAUAGACAAUGCGGUCCAGGAAGUAGACGCAGUCCAGGAAACAAGCGCGAAAGCGGGGAAGCGGAAGCGGGAUGAAGAGGACGGCGACCACGGCAGCAGAAAGAAACGGUUACCGGAAGAGAAGGAAACGGAAGACGUUGAUACGGGCGUGAUUGAUCUGCUAUGACCGGGAUCGACCUUAACAUUGGCGCCUGUUGAUUAAGCUCUUCCUGAACGUGCGCUUUCUUUACCUUGUUGUUGCCUAGUAUCCGGGCAACACACAGUCGUCCUUCAUGGUGGACGAGACCUCUCA
Messenger RNA from Klebsormidium nitens, 2443 nucleotides. The record is from the annotation of a GenBank genome assembly. Lineage: Eukaryota; Viridiplantae; Streptophyta; Klebsormidiophyceae; Klebsormidiales; Klebsormidiaceae.